This is a messenger RNA of Metschnikowia bicuspidata var. bicuspidata NRRL YB-4993, 1494 nucleotides long. RefSeq names its product Fgr43p (gene FGR43). Gene Ontology annotation, molecular function: protein binding. The transcript has a single exon. The coding region runs from base 1 to 1494 and encodes 497 amino acids. Lineage: Eukaryota; Fungi; Ascomycota; Pichiomycetes; Serinales; Metschnikowiaceae. The record is from RefSeq and is a predicted model, not a curated record.
AUGCCUCUUGAAAGCGCCCGUACAAGCCUUUCAUUCAGACAAGGGAAUGACAAACAAUUAUCGUUAGAGCAGCUUCCAGUUCUUAUCUUGGAGACGAUUUUCAACCUUCUCCAGACACCCGACCUACUUGUGGUUUGCUCAAUUUCCAAAGACUUCUAUUUUGCAGCUUUGAACUGCGUAUAUCGGAGUAUAUGCAUCACUGAUGACUCCUUGACAGUGCAAUAUUAUAAGAAGCACACGCGGCGGUCGAACGGGUACUAUUGCACGAUCAUGCCGUCAAGAAAAAUAGAGGCCUUGCUUGAGGUAGUAUCAAAUAAUCGCACGAUUGCCGCUAUGAUUCACCGGGUCAAAAUCAUUCAUACGGAACAAGUAUCCCUGAUCCCACGGCUUUUGUCUUAUCUACGCUUAAAGUCCUUUGUAUACGCGGGUCCUUUGAAGAUUCCGCCAGAAUCGACCCACGAUCUACAUACAUUACAGUUAUGUCUACUGUCUGUCUAUCCAUGUGCCCGAAACCUCCGUGAGCUAAAAGUCAAUCACUUCAACCAAGACUCCGACUUUGAACAGUAUGGACGGCUUGCACUAAGCUUGAUCGAACUGGAUAGUUAUCGCAAUAUAAGGAAAUUGGCCUUCGAGCAUCUCGAGGACCGAAGCCUCAAUCUGCUCAAUACCUUCAACAUUGAGCGACAUACUGCGAUCCCACGGCCGUCAUGGGUUGGGUUCUUCGAGGCGUUUUCAAAAAGAGGUAUCAUCUUGAAUUUAGCAGCUUUGAGUCUCGACGGAAAUGUGGGAAAUUUGGGAGAGCUUGCAGCUCAAAUAAUAGGACUCGCAGUGCAACUCAGUGAAUUACAAACUCUCGAGGCAAGACAAACCGAGCAUUCCCACCCUGGACAGGCGCAUAGCGUGGGUAUGAUGACCUUCUUGGAUUCCAUAACAAAAUUUACUCCCCUGCUCCAGUACCUUUCCAUGCGUCAUACGGACAACUGCCUCACUUGCCAAAUCAAAACUAUUACUCACAUUUUACGAGACAAUAUACCGCAUCAACUCAAGCAGCUCGUGAUCAAGUUUGAGCCACGCACAAUCGCAGAUUCAGAUAGGAUAGAACGCUUAAUUUUAUCAUAUCAAAGAAAUCUUCAAAAGAUCGACUACGAGGACAGGUCCAGCUCAAUAUCCGACUUGACAAACUUAGCGAAGGCUCUUGACACGCAACAACAGAAAAAAUGGUUAGAUGACUGGUACUAUGGAGAGAAAACCAGAGAAAUAUUCACGCCGCACAUUUUGAGUAUCGAAGGGCCGCGGCCAUAUAUUAAUGACGAGAAGAAGGAAAUGAUUAAAAUCUGUGGGAAGCAAAUUUUGAGUUUUUUGAAUUCUAAUACUUUGUACAAGGGUGCCCUGAAGCAUUUACCUUUUUUAACGGAGUAUUGCGUGUUUGGUCUCCAUGUUAACGUCAAAUCGUGUGGUGUUUUUGCCAACGGUGAGACCAUAUUGUUGGAGUAA